CCCAUACAACUAGACCACUUUCUCCCAUUCUUCUUCUUCCGUUUUAUGCAUGGCUUCUCCAUUAGUGUCAAUAGCUCUGAUCAUUAUUUCCGUGGCGGUUCUUCUAUUGCCGUGCAGGGCUGAGCUGCGGCAGUUUGUCCAAGGCACCAAGGCCGACCGAUCUCUCAGCUUCUUGGUAGUUGGAGAUUGGGGAAGAAGGGGACUCUACAAUCAGUCUCAUGUUGCUGUUCAGAUGGGAAGAACUGGGGAGAAAUUGGAUAUCGACCUCAUAAUCUCAACUGGAGACAAUUUCUACGACAAUGGAUUGACCGGAGUUAAUGAUCCAGCAUUCCAAGAGUCUUUUACGAACAUCUAUACUGCUCCUAGCUUGCAAAAACAAUGGUACAAUGUGUUGGGUAACCAUGACUAUAGGGGUGAUGUUGAGGCACAGCUGAGUCCUGUUCUUACAGGAAUUGACAGCAGGUGGCUCUGCUUGAGAUCUUUCAUUGUCGAUGCUGAUAUUGUGGAGUUUUUCUUUUUGGAUACCACCCCCUUCGUGGACAAAUUUUUCACCGACCCUGAGGACCAUCACUAUGACUGGAGUGGCAUAUUGCCCAGAGAAAAAUAUCUUAAGAAUCUCUUAAUGGAUGUGGAUUCUGCAUUGAAAACAUCAAUAGCAAAAUGGAAAAUUGUGGUAGGUCAUCAUACAAUAAAAAGUGCUGGUCACCAUGGCAACACUAAGGAGCUAGCUGGAACACUGCUUCCAAUUCUUGAGGCAAACAACGUUGAUCUUUACAUUAAUGGGCACGACCAUUGCUUGGAACAUAUCAGUAGUAGCAAGAGCGCUGUUCAGUUUUUGACUAGCGGUGGAGGGUCCAAGGCAUGGAGGGGCGAUGUUAGUUGGUGGAAUCCACAGGAGAUGAAAUUUUAUUAUGAUGGACAAGGUUUCAUGUCGCUGCAAAUUACUGAAUCCGCUAUUGAUGUUGUGUUCUAUGAUGUUUUCGGCGAUGUUUUGCACAAAUGGAGCACUUUCCAGAGGGUUUAUUCUGCGAUAUAAUGAGGGUAACUGUAAGAAGAUUUGUAUUAUCGCUAUUUUAAAUAUUGCAGACCAAAAAUUUUUAGUACGGAUAUUUGUACUGGGAGUAUGAAUUAUAUUUGUUUAAAUGAAGUUAUGUUUGGAAU
Molecule: messenger RNA, 1161 nt
Organism: Rubroshorea leprosula
Lineage: Eukaryota; Viridiplantae; Streptophyta; Magnoliopsida; Malvales; Dipterocarpaceae
Source: the annotation of a GenBank genome assembly